UCUUAAAGAGGCUCCGGCGGCGGUUGCUUGGCAACAGCGGGCAGCGGUGGUCGUUGGCGCUGUGAGGGGACCGAGCCGCCAUCGCGCUUCAGCGGUCGCUCCACGCCGCCGGACCCGGGCAUAGCCCUCGUUCUGCGGUUCUUACCCCCAGACAGGGCUGGUCACACAGGCUGCUGCAAAUGAGGUGUUGCCUUCACCAGCAAGAGCAUACAGGACUCCCAUAAAACAAGACAUAAGACAAGUCCGUUCCCCCUCUUCAGCUGCUACCCAUAAAAGUUCACCAGUGCAGGUGUGUGUCUCUGUAUAUUUUGGUUUGAGUUUUCCCUUUCCCCCUUGGUUUUCCAACUGAUAAGGUCCCUGAUCAGAUAACCUUGCUGGAAUAAACACUCUUACGCUCCCACAUGCCCUCAUCAGUUACUGUGACUGACCUGGUUUGAUAUUCAUCACCACCCCCCUCAUUUGCUGCUCAGGAAAAUGUCUGAAGUCCCUGGAGUCAUGGCUAAUGCUGACAUUGAACCAAAAUCUAUACAUCGUGCUGAGAAAUGGUCGGGUGAUGUAGAGAACUUAUACAGAUUCCAGCAAGCUGGAUACAGAGAUGAGAUUGAGUAUAAACAAGUGAAACAAGUAGAUAUGGUAGAGUAUUGGCCAGAAACUGGAUUUGUUAAGAAACUUCAGAGAAGGGACAAUACAUUCUAUUACUACAACAAGCAAAGAGAAUGUGAAGACAAAGAAGUCAACAAAGUGAAAGUUUAUGUGUAUUAGUUUUGGGUUUGUUCUGAUUGGCUUGUAUUUUUUGGGACAAAUCUGCUUGUUAGAUUUGGAAAGUA
Messenger RNA from Melopsittacus undulatus (budgerigar), 827 nucleotides. RefSeq names its product meiosis/spermiogenesis associated 1 (gene MEIG1). The transcript has 5 exons. Gene Ontology annotation, cellular component: nucleus. The record is from RefSeq and is a predicted model, not a curated record. The coding region runs from base 475 to 762 and encodes 95 amino acids. Lineage: Eukaryota; Metazoa; Chordata; Aves; Psittaciformes; Psittaculidae.